CUCCCCGAAGGAGCCGCUCGGGGCGCGCAAGGCGGGAGCGCGGCGCGGGCAGAGCGGCCGCGGACGCGCAGGAGGAGGAGGAGGCGGCGGUGGUGGCCCGCCCGCGGGACGGAGGCGGCCGUCCGGGCCAUGCUGGAGGCGCGGCGGCACCUGGCGGGCGCGCAGAGCCGGCGGGCGGCGGGGCAGCCUCUUCGCCGCUGCUAGAGCGGCGGCAGCGGGAGCCGCGGCGGGGGCUGAGCUCGGUCGGGGGCCGCGCCGCGUCGGGAGGAACCUUCGCAUCGCCUCGCCUCGCCUCGCAGGGCGGAGGCACAGCCACCGCCCGCCGCCUUCUUCUUUCGACAGAGGCGGCGCGGCCGCGGAAGGAGAGGACCAUGAGCCGCGCGGUACUGGUCUGGCUGGUGCUCUGCGGGAGCCUGGGGGUGCCGCGCCUCGCCCGAGGAGACAUGUGUGACUCCAGCCCAUGCAAAAAUGGUGGCAUCUGUCUGUCAGGGCUGGAUGAUGAUUUCUACUCAUGUGAGUGUCCUGAUGGCUUCACAGAUCCCAACUGCUCUAGCGUUAUGGAGGCUGCCUCCAUUGAAGAGGAACCAACUUCAGCAGGACCCUGCCUUCCUAAUCCAUGUCAUAAUGGUGGGACAUGUCUAAUUAGUGAAGCGUACCGAGGCGACACAUUCAUAGGAUACUUUUGCAAAUGUCCAAAGGGAUUUAAUGGGAUUCACUGUCAGCACAAUAUAAAUGAAUGUGAAUCUGCCCCCUGCAAGAAUGGUGGAAUCUGUACAGAUCUCAUUGCCAACUAUUCCUGUGAAUGUCCAGGUGAAUUUAUGGGACGAAACUGCCAACAGAAAUGCUCUGCCCCACUAGGGAUAGAGGGAGGAAUUGUGACAAACCAACAAAUGACUGCAUCAUCCACUCAUCGAGCUCUUUUUGGACUCCAGAAAUGGUACCCCUACUAUGCACGACUUAAUAAGAAGGGGUUUGUGAACGCUUGGACUGCUGCAGAAAAUGACAGAUGGCCAUGGAUUCAGAUAAAUCUGCAGAAGAAGAUGCGAGUCACCGGAGUUAUAACUCAAGGUGCCAAGAGGGUUGGAAGUCCAGAAUAUGUAAAAUCUUACAAGAUUGCAUACAGUAAUAAUGGGAAAUCGUGGACAAUGUAUAAAGUAAAAGGCAAAAAUGAAGAUAUGGUGUUUCGUGGAAACGUGGACAACAUCACCCCAUACGCUAACUACUUCACCCCUCCAAUUAAGGCGCAGUACAUACGGCUGUAUCCUCAGGUUUGCAGAAGACACUGCACACUGAGAAUGGAACUUAUUGGCUGCGAACUGUCAGGUUGCUCUGAACCCUUAGGGAUGAAAUCAGGACACAUCCAGGACUACCAGAUUUCUGCCUCCAGUGUUUUCAAUACCCUCAACAUGGAUAUGUUCUCUUGGGAGGCCAGGAAAGCCCGGCUGGACAGACAAGGAAAAGUUAAUGCCUGGACCUCUGGCUACAAUGACCAGUCACAGUGGUUGCAGGUUGACCUGCUUGUCCCUACAAAAAUCACUGGCAUAAUUACCCAAGGAGCUAAAGAUUUUGGUCAUGUUCAAUUUGUGGGGUCCUACAAGAUUGCUUACAGCAAUGAUGGAAAACACUGGAUCAUAUACCGAGAUGAAAAACAAAAGAAGGAUAAGGUGUUCCAGGGAAAUUUUGACAAUGACACGCACCGUAAGAACAUGAUUGACCCUCCGAUCUACGCCCGACAUGUCCGCAUCCUGCCGUGGUCAUGGUAUGGCAGGAUCACCCUGCGGUCAGAGCUGCUGGGCUGCACACUGGAGGACUGAAGCGGAUCUCUGUUAGUCAUCGUAGCUCUUGGUGUAGCUAAAAGUGUCUCUGUAGAAGAUACUGUGCAAAGCCUGUAGGAUGCUGAGUGGGUUUUUCAUUAUUAAGUGCUCAUUUUGUGGUAGGCCGCUAACUGUCUUUCGCAAGGAGGUCUAAGCCUGCCCUUUAAAUGAUCCAAUCCAAUUUUGUCCUUGAAAUCUAUUAGUGACGUACCUUCUGCUGUGGAAUUAUCUUUCUAGUUUUCCUUUGAGUUGUUCACACUAGUUGAAACAUGUUAGGGAAAACCAGCAGCAUCCUAUUUACAAGGGAAGAGAAACAGCAUGACAAAGCUCAUUUGCAGCUUUAGAAACAUUGGGCUGACGAGUUCUCCAUAAAUCAUAUUGUCAUCUUACUUGCAAAAAGUGAUACUGCAGCUUUUAGCAAUAAGUUUACUUGGGGAUGACCGCAUUAUAGUAAUUGUGCCUAUCAAACACUGUCAGUAUUUAUGACAUAUUUUGGAAGAUACUCUGUGGUACUGUAAAACACAGUGCCCAUGAUAUUACAAGCUACCUUUCAUCACUUUCAUCUGAACAGCAGAAUCCAUGCACCUAAAGAGUUUUCCUAACUAACCCCAUUUUUCCUUCUCUAUUUUGCAUGCUAUAGACAUGACCUUCAUCUUUUCUGUUUAGAGUUGACCUGUUUGCAUAUGAAACAAAAUCUGCUAUCAGUAUAUUAUGAAGUUAAUGAAUUUGCCAAAGUUUAUUAAUUCUGCUUGAGAUGUGCUUUUUCAAGGAGGCUGAGAUGAGACGCCAAGGUACUUGUGGUAUCUCAUCUUAAGUACCCACAUAGGUAAAGGCACGCAGUGCAUCAGAAAUCCUGAGCCCGUUUCGUGACUUGCCCAGGGGUGAGCACACAACCCUAGAUGGAGCUGCCGGCCCAAUUACUUCUUUCAGAAACCUCCUUAAUUUCUGAGAGGAGGUAAAUAUGGGUUGAAGGAGUAAGUGCUAAAAGGCACACAGGAGGAAUGACUCCCUUACUGCCAGGAAAUCCUCUCAGUAGGCUCUUCUUAAGGUGGCAGUCACAGCCGUCGUCCCAGGCAUGAAGGCAAGAGGUGUUGUAGGAGUUCAUCAAAGCUGGGACCUCAGCACCCUCCACUCCCAACCAUCUUUUCAGACCUAUGCCAGUGAGCCACAAGGAGGCUGAUUUUUAUCAUUCCUCAUCUACAGAAAUGCUUCAUACAGGCUAUGUUGUCUUAACAACAUGAUAGCCAGCGAGGACCCCAGUUUAAAAAGUCGCUUUUAGGAGGAAAAGUGGAGCAUUAGGGGGGACAUUCUUCCCCCAUGCCGCAGUUUCCCCUGAUGAUGGAAAUAAUGAUACCAGCCUUUGUACAAAACUCUGAGUUUCUUUGGAAUAAGGUGCUGUAUAACUAUGUUAGUGUAGCACCAAUAUCUAAAAAAAUCCUGGGCCAGGGGGCCUUUUAUCAUUACCUAAAUAACAGCAUUUGGGAUUACUUCCACCCUUUUAAUUUCAUAACAUGCUGAUGUGGAGAGAGAUAGAUAAAUAUAUAUACAGCUGCAUGUUUUAGCUAAUGUCACUAAACUUAUUUUUUGUCAACCGUUCAUGCUCAUUGAAACACUGAAGUAUGAACCUGGGCACUGCUUCCCAGGCAAACAGCUAGUUAGCCCAUAGUCUGCAAAGGGCAAAGUUUACUUUGGAAACAAAAUGGUUUGGAUUUCAAAAACCUGCAUUUAAUCACACAUUCUCCACCACAGACAAAAAUAUAUUAUCCAUUGAACUGUGAAAGACUCUAGAAUAGCAGCCAGGAAUUUUGCAUACAAGAAUUGGGGAUAUAUUGGUGGCGGUUUUCUGAUAAUGUCACUUAAACUGUCACGUUUUAACAAACAGAACACCCUGCCUCUAUAAAAUGACUUAAUCCUUAAACUGUAUUUAUACAAGUAUUUAUUUUAUAAGGCUUAGACAUUUAAAGACUUCUAAAGAAGAGUCUUGUAAAGGUAAAAGUAUGUGUAAGAAAUGUUGAGGUCCUGUGCAACACUGCUAAGUUUGUUCUUUAUUUUUUACUUUGUGCUGCAUAGCAAAAGCCACUAGACUGUUACUGUCUUGUUUGUAACUGUGUUAACAGCAUUCCUUAAUGAUGUAUAUAUGGAGCGGUCUUCAAGCAUAGUGAGCAGUUUUAAAGAGAAAGUCAAUCAUGAGGGUACUUCUAUAGAGCAAAAGAAUUCUGAACAAUGGAGAAAAGUCAUAUUUAUCUCUUUAAGGCACACACAAUAUUUAAAGAGGUCCAAAACCAUUUUCCUGUUGUGGGAGAGCAAUUGACUCUGAAUUUAAUUACAGAUAUGAAGAAUAGCACGUAGCUAUUUCACUAGUCAACUGUACCCAAAAAAUGGAAGGCUAUUUCUGAAAAUUUGGUUCCAUAGUUUACCAUCUUAUUUUAAUGUUCUUUUGAAAUAUUUGUUCUGUGUUCUUAAGUGAUUUUUUUCACAUUAUUAAUCUUUUGCUACUUCAAUUUCGGUUUUGAAUUAAUCUGUAUUGGUUUAGUAAUUUGUUAUCCAUUAAUCUGCAUAUAAAAAUAGCGUUAUCGUGAUACUAACAUAGUAAUUUUAUUUUCUUUUAAUUUACAGUUGAGUAUUUUCAUCCUUAUGUCCUGUGUCAGCUUUCAUCUGCCAGCAGACUUCACAACCUGCAAAGAAAGCUCCAUAUCCAUUGUGAUAACACUCUGUGAUAAUUUAUAAAAGUCAUAUAUGUGAUGCCCUUACAAUUGCAGCUGACACACUGGGGCUUUUUCUAAUGAAAUUAUUCUUUAGCUACAAAGAAGCUUUCUUUAAAUGACAUUGUGCAGCCAUAGUACAAAUUCUGCUCCCAGUAUCAGUGGUAUAAGUCUGAAAUAACUCUUGAUUUCUGUGGAAUACUUCAGAUUUAACAAAACAGUUGAGAACCAGAUUGUGGUCUAGAAUUAAAAUUUUUCCCUUUAAUUUUAUCUUCUUGUCUUGGUGAACACCAUUGACAUAAGGGACAAGUUAUAAAUUAACACAACUGUACUCUCCCAGUGAAAGCAAAACCAGAAAUAAGUGCAGGGUAUGUCCCUUUAAGAGGGGGUGGAGGAAGACUCUGAAAUGAUCCUUGACUUCGGUAUUAAUUGUAACAAUGGCAUUGAAAAAGACUGAAAAUGUUCUCCUAAUUAAAUUUCACCCUGAACCAGUUAAGUAUUUGUAGGCAGGCUUCACCUUUCUGUAGCUCUGUAAUGUGCUACAUUUAUAGCCUGGGAAAUAAAGCACCGGCACAAGGCUCCGUUUUAUCUGUGUUCUGUUAAGGGUUUAUCACGUUAACUGGCUCUGGUUUUGAGGUUGACUUUCUCUUUUGGAAUGGCUGCAUACAAAUUAGUGUCAGUUUUGAAGACUAAGGAUACUAAAUGAGUGUAUCUUUGCUGUACAACAAAUGUGAACUAUAAUAUUCAGUGCUGGCUUCUGAUGUGUCAGUUAAGUGCAGAAAUAUCUUGGGCACAAUGACCUUUGCAACCUUUCAAGCUGUGUAAUAUUGAAAUGGUUUUGUAUAUGCUUAAAUCAUGUAGAACGAUGUAAAAGCAGUAUGACCUUGUCUAGUCUUCAAACUUAACAAUAAAACUUUUGAAAAA
Messenger RNA from Grus americana (Whooping crane), 5440 nucleotides. It is a transcript of the gene EDIL3, whose product is annotated as EGF like repeats and discoidin domains 3. The transcript is spliced from 11 exons. The record is from RefSeq and is a predicted model, not a curated record. Gene Ontology annotation, molecular function: calcium ion binding. Bases 372 to 1814 code for a protein of 480 amino acids. Lineage: Eukaryota; Metazoa; Chordata; Aves; Gruiformes; Gruidae.